UAAACUCAGAAGGCCAUAACCAUGAACUCCAUGGCUGAGCAGAAGAAGCUUCAUAUAGCCCUGUUUCCAUGGCUAGCCUUUGGUCACAUGAUCCCUUUUUUAGAGCUCGGCAAGCUCAUAGCCCAAAAGGGUCACUGUAUUUCAUUCAUAUCAACCCCUAGAAACAUUGAACGCCUCCCGAAGAUCCCACCAGAUUUAGCACCUUCCAUAACUUUCGUGAAGCUGCCCUUACCCCACGUAGAGAAUCUGCCAGAAAACGCAGAAGCAACCAUGGACGUACCAUACCACAUAAUCCCAUACCUUAAGAUAGCCCACGAUGGUCUCCAAGAUCCUUUGUCUCAUUUUUUAGAAACUUCGGCUCCUGAUUGGAUUAUUCACGACUUUGCCCCUCACUGGUUACCACCAAUCGCCACCAAGCUAGGCAUCUCACCGGCUUUCUUCAGUAUUAUCAAGGCAUCAUCCUUGUGCUUUCUCGGACCGUCAAAGUCGAGUACAAGGACGGAGCCCGAGCAUUUCACUGUCCCUCCCAAAUGGGUCCCCUUUCCAACCAAAAUAGCGUUUCGAUUCUUUGAGGCCAAGAAAAUCUUUGACCACCAUGAAGUCAAUGAUUCCGGUGUUUCAGACGUGUUUCGUCUCGAGAUGGUACUCUCAGGCACCGAGGCCUUGGCUAUUAAAACCAGCAUGGAGGUCGAAGGUGAGUGGUUGAAGCUCCUUGGAGAGCUUUAUAAUAAACCCGUAAUUCCAGUGGGCUUAUUGCCACCCUCGGCGCAAGAAAACGGAGACAGCAACAAAGAUUGCAGAUGGGAUGUGAUUGUUGAGUGGUUAAACAAGCAAGAGAAAGGAUCGGUGGUUUAUAUAGCACUCGGAAGUGAAACUCAACCAAGUCAACAAGACUUCACAGAGCUGGCUCUUGGACUUGAGCAAUCGGGAUUGCCCUUCUUUUGGGCUCUAAGAAAACGAAGCGGCUCUGUAGGUGGGGAUUCAGUUGAGCUACCGGAAGGAUUCGUGGAGCGAACCGAAGGUCGUGGGAUUGUUUGGACGGAUUGGGCGCCUCAGUUGCGAAUAUUAGCUCACGGAUCGGUGGGGGGUUUCUUGACUCACUGCGGUUGGAGUUCAGUGACGGAGGCAUUGCAAUUUGGACGCGCACUCAUUCUGCUGCCCUUCUUGACGGACACAGGAUUAAUAGCAAGGUUUUUGGAAGAGAGGGAGGCAGGAGUUGAGGUGCCCAGAAAUGAGCAAGACGGGUCGUUUACAAGGGACUCAGUGGCCAAAACGUUGAGGCUGGUUAUAAAGGAUGUGGAGGGAAGGAUUUAUCGGGACAACGCCAAGGAAAUGGCUAACAUAUUCGGAGACAUGGACCUCCAGUCCAGAUACACCGACAAAUUUGUUGAGUUCCUUCAAAACCACAGCCGUGUCGGUGUAGCAUGAAUUUGCCUUCUUGUUUAGCCUACUCUUACGCAUGAAUAAUGUUCCACGUGUGUGAAGUUGAAAAUAUUUUUCUUCGUUUUUAUUGAUAGAAGGUACUUGUUAUUUUGUAUUCUC
This is a messenger RNA of Alnus glutinosa, 1542 nucleotides long. Its product is annotated as putative UDP-rhamnose:rhamnosyltransferase 1. The record is from RefSeq and is a predicted model, not a curated record. The coding region runs from base 22 to 1428 and encodes 468 amino acids. NCBI's taxonomy places the organism in Eukaryota, Viridiplantae, Streptophyta, Magnoliopsida, Fagales, Betulaceae. The transcript has a single exon. Gene Ontology annotation, molecular function: UDP-glycosyltransferase activity.